GCGGGAGCGGCCGCAGGGGACGCGCUUGCUGUCGCCGCCGCAGGUGCCUCCCGUCCCGCAGGUCCCGGCCAGCCCCCGAGGCCGGGCGGACUGGCUCCCGGGUUGCGCCUCUGGAGCGAGCAGGAAGCGGUGCCGGAGAAGGCGGCGGCGGCUCUGGCACCUGUGGCGGCGGGAUGGCGGAGCUCGACCUCAGCCCGGCGGCCGUGCUGGCUUUCCUGCGAGAACGCGGCGGGUCGGUGCGUAACGCCGAGUUGGUGAGCGCCUUCCGGCCGCUGCUGGAGGCCGGCGGGGAGGCGGCGGAGCGGACGGAGCGGCGGGAGCGGUUUAAGGCGGCGGUGAAUGCCGUAGCCGUGGUGAAGGAACGGGACGGAGCCAAGUUCGUCGUGCUGAAGCGGGACCUGCGCGCCGCCCCGCCGCAGGGGGGCGCCCUGGCACCGGGGGGCGCUGGGGCACCGGGAAGCGGCGAUGGCGGCAGCGCCGGCCCUGGGCCGGUUGCGUGCCCGGUCCCCACCGGGCGGCUCUCGCCGGCGCCCUCCGAGGAGCUGCCGGGCCCACGGGCCGUCUCCGAGCUGCGAGGCCUCUUCCAGGGCGGUGAUGGCACCGUGCCCCUGCCCGCCGGUGCAGCGGGGCCCCGGCGGGAGCCGCUGCCCAAGCCUUGCAUGCUGCCGGUGCGGUGCGUGCCACCCCCCUCUGCCACCGCCGCCACCCCGGGCACCCCUGAGGAGCCAAGCUCCCCCCUGUCCCCCCCGCAGCUGGAGGAGGAGGCCGGAUCCCGCUCACCUGGCCUGCGGCGGGGUCCCAAGAACCAUCGUGCCAGCGAGGAGACGUCGGCGGUGCCCUUGGAGGAGGCUGAGCACCAGUGGCUGGUGAUGGCGGCCGGGGGGCAGUGGACCCAGCAGCUCCACGGGCUGCUGCUGGGGGAUGCCAGCUUGGCGGCACGGAGGGACUUCAUCUCGGGCUUCACCGCCCUGCACUGGGCUGCCAAGAACGGCAACUGCGACAUGGUGACGAACAUCAUCCGAGCGGCCGAGAAGGGGGGCGCCCGGGUCAACGUGGAUGCCAGGUCGCACGGUGGCUACACGGCGCUCCACUUGGCUGCCAUCCACGGCCAGGAGAAGAUCAUCACCAUGCUGGUCUACAGCUACCACGCCAAGAUUGACCUGAGGGACUACAGCGGGAAGAAGCCACACCAGUACCUAAAGGAAGGGGCAUCUUCCGCGGUCAGGCGCUUGCUGGGGGACCCCAGCCUUGCCCACGGCGUGGAGCCCUCCGCGCCCAUCAAGAAGAGCACAAAGCUUGCGGCUUCCAUCCUGAGCUCCACCAGCACUUUCCUGGGGGUCAUAUCUGAUGACAUGGCUUUCUACGACCUCACCAAAGGGCUGAGGAAGCCUUCCUCCUUGAACAAGCUGCUGGCUGCCACGACGGGCCCGAGGAGGAAGCCAAAGACCAGAGGGGGGUUCCCUUCCUAUUCCUCCCUCUCCGAGGUGACGGAGGAGGAGGAGGAGGUUGUUGUGAAGCGCAGACCUGUUUCUGAGCUGUUCUUUGGCCACUAGCCUCCUUGGGAUCAGAAGUGUUUCAUAACGUGGCUGGGGGCUCCGUUUUCUCUCACGGAAGCAGCCUGAGUUUCUUCUCUCCGUGUCCGUCCCUUCGGGGGUCGAACUAAACGGCUGAUGCGAGCUGGCUCCAAAGGGCACUGGAUGAAACCCAGCUCGGAAAGACCUGUGGCAAGAAGAGCGUUAUCAGUGCUGUAUGUAUCAUCCUGCUGCUGUGUCUGUGGAGACCUUUAUACUUCGUGGUCAAACACUGAAACAACCUGUGAGUGUGUGUGUGUGUGUAGUUUAAAGUGCAGCCUGAGAGAUCUGUGUUCCUCGGCUGGAGAGCAAAAGGGAGGGACAGAAUUGUGUCCCUUACACUGUGAACAGCGAGCUGGUAGCUGGCUACUUCUAACACGGCUUGUUCUAGAGCAGGCUUAACUUAUUAGAGGGCAGAGGCUUAGUUUUCUAUCAUGUUUCUGCUUAUUUUGGUACCAGGAGAGGAAUGUUUCUAUUUAAAAUAAACUACAGUGUUCUUAACUUGUUCAAACCAAAAUGUUUGAUCAGAAACAGGAACCUAAUGAUCUGAAUUGCUGACUAAUGCAUUUUAUUAGCUAAACAACUUAAAAGAUAACUCCCCAGCCCUCAGGUCACUGUGACCUGCCUACCUCAGUCUGAAAGCUACGUGAGCAUUUUAAAUGGCUUUCUUCUCCUUCUCCUCCUCCUCCUCCUGAAAAGCUUUUCUGACCAGGUGGUACCAACCACAGCCCACAGAUGAUACUGUGAACCUUUAAACCUGACUCUGGUCAGGUCAUUGAACUGGAAGAAGAAUCUUGGUGACGUUUGAUGGUGAAGAAUCAAACUGAAAAACUGAGGAUGGGAUCCUGCAGCAGUUUUGAGGAGCCAACAAAGUCUGAUUCUUUUUAUUUAGAACUUGGCCUUGGAUUUAAUCUUUUUGGGUUUGGUUUUUUUUGGACUGGUUGACAAUAAACACUUCAAGAAA
Messenger RNA from Pogoniulus pusillus (Red-fronted tinkerbird), 2535 nucleotides. It is a transcript of the gene SOWAHA, whose product is annotated as sosondowah ankyrin repeat domain family member A. The transcript has a single exon. Gene Ontology annotation, molecular function: protein binding. The record is from RefSeq and is a predicted model, not a curated record. Bases 174 to 1553 code for a protein of 459 amino acids. Lineage: Eukaryota; Metazoa; Chordata; Aves; Piciformes; Lybiidae.